Mirounga angustirostris (Northern elephant seal) is the source of this 1045-nucleotide messenger RNA. RefSeq names its product UFM1 specific peptidase 1 (inactive) (gene UFSP1). The record is from RefSeq and is a predicted model, not a curated record. The transcript has a single exon. Lineage: Eukaryota; Metazoa; Chordata; Mammalia; Carnivora; Phocidae. The coding region runs from base 586 to 1014 and encodes 142 amino acids.
GGCUGGUGCGAGAGCCCUCCCAACUUGCGGAUCUCAGUAGCGGGGCGGAGCGUGCCUGUGCCCGCCCCGCCGCCCCGCCGCCCCGCCGCCCCGCCCCACCUUACGAGGCGGGGCGCGCGCCUGCGCAGUAGCAACGGCAGCCCGGUGGUGCAUUGUGGGAGCUUCGCGGGUGGCGCCUUCCCCGCGGCUGCAGCUCGCUCUUCGCGGCUGCCGGAGACCAGCGAGAGAAGGUUCCCCAGAGCCCGCCCGUCGGUUCUGCCUGCGGCUAGCUCAAGAUCCGGGUCCGAGAGGAAACGCUGGAGCCGGAGUUCCGUCCGCGCCGCCAGGACGCGUCUGCCCGGCCCCCCGCCGCCCGCCCUGGAGCUGCUGAAGGACGUGCACCUGGGCCUGGCCCCGCCCGGCCGCGGCCCCGCUCGCCUGGCCCUCCUCGCGGGCCACUACCUUUACUAUCACUACGGCUGCGACGGCCUGGACGACCGGGGCUGGGGCUGCGGCUACCGCACUCUGCAGACGCUGUGCUCGUGGCCAGAGGGCCGGCCCGCGGGCGUGCCCGGGCUAGCCGCCGUGCAGGCGGCCCUGGAGGACAUGGGCGACAAGCCCCCCGGGUUCCGGGGCUCCCGGAGCUGGAUCGGUUGUGUAGAAGCCAGUCUGUGCCUCGACCACUUCGGAGGGCCCCAGGGGCGCCUGUGUCACGUACCCCGUGGAGCAGGGCUCCAGGGGGAACUGGAGAGGCUUUACUCCCACUUCGCAGGGGGCGGGGGGCCUGUAAUGGUUGGGGGGGAUGCAGAUGCCCAGUCCAAGGCCUUGCUAGGAGUCUGCCUGGGUCCAGGCACAGAGGCCUAUGUUCUGGUAUUGGACCCUCACUUCUGGGGUGCUCCGAAAAAUCCCAGUGAACUACAGGCAGCUGGGUGGGUAGGAUGGAGAGAGGUAGGUACAGCCUUUGACCGCAACUCCUUCUACAACCUGUGCUUGACCAGCUGCAACUCCCAAAAGCAGCAACACGCCCUGGACUGAGGCUCGGGGCCCAGAAUGGAGACUGUCUCUG